Phalacrocorax carbo (great cormorant) is the source of this 3238-nucleotide messenger RNA. The record is from RefSeq and is a predicted model, not a curated record. NCBI's taxonomy places the organism in Eukaryota, Metazoa, Chordata, Aves, Suliformes, Phalacrocoracidae.
CCGCGGUAAGAAAAUGGCCGCCCCCGCUACCUUCCCUCACCCCGCUUCCCUCCGCCUGCCCCGGGCUCCCGCGUCUCCCGCGGGAGGCGGCCCCGACCCGGGGGUCCCGUCCCGUCCCAUUUCGUUCCGUGUCCCCCCCUUCCCCUGACCCCGCCGCUGCGGCAGCCACGGCCUGUCCCGGAGCAGGCGUUGCAGGCGUGGGGAGGCUGUGCGGGGCUGGCCUGGGCCGCGUGUAACAUGCGUGUGCUUGCACCUCCGCCCGUGGGCCAGAGGAAACGCGCGGCCCCCCCUUGCUGACGGCAGGUUCUGACCCUGUGACCUCUGGCAGCUUCCCUGAGCCCGCCGCGGAGUUUCGGGAGGCCAUGGAGCCGCACGUCCCCAUUCAUGCGCUGCCCGAGGAGAUUCGAAAGAUGUCCCGGGAUGAGACAGUGUGUAAAUACUGUGGAGUCAGCUAUUUGAUACUUCAUGAAUUUAAGGUGAUGGAAGAAAAAGUAAAAGCAAUGGAAAAGGAGAUUAAAUUUUGUGAAGGAAGUAUAGAACGGGAAAAAGGACUUCAAGCAGAAUUGCAGUCUCUUUACCAAGACCUUGAACACUAUCGAGCUGACAGUGAAUCAAAAACAGAAAGAAUAAAAAACCUAACAGUGGAACUUAAAAACAAGCAAGAUGAAUUUAAAAAAGUGAAAGAAGAUUUGCGGUAUUUCCAAGAGGAAAAGGAAGCUGCCUACAAGCAAUCACAAGUGCUCAGAAAUACAUUGGAACACCAUUGCUCAACUCUGAACAAGACUGUCUCACUGUUUCCUUUUAUUAGAAGUGAACUAGACAGUAUUAAAGAAGUCAUCUCCAGUAACCUGGAGAACUGGGCUGCCAUGAAGGAAGAAAUUUUUCUGCAAAUAAAAACUGUUAGCAAAGAAGCUUUGACAGAAAUACCCAAAUUGAAUCAAAGGUUAGCAAAAUCCCAGAGAGAGAAUGAAUGCCUCCAAGAAAAGGUAAAACAUCUGACACUGGUAGCUGACACAGUUGAACUGAAAACUCAACAGCUCCAAACCUCACUUCAGCAAGGGAAUGAACUACAAAGUAGGUGCCGUGAACUACAAAAGGAAACAUUAGAUUUAACAAAUCAAGUAGAGACAAUUGGACUGAAGCUGCAGAAAGUAACAGCCGAGAUGGACCACUACAAAAAGCUGUUAAUGGUGAAAUCAACGGAACUUGAUGUCUGUCAAAAUGAACUGAAAAAAAUGAAAUAUGAAAAUGGAAUUUCUGAGUCAAGACUUACAAAAGAGGUCAAGGAAAAGGAGGAAUCUCUUCUAAUUUGCCAGCAAGUAUGCAAGCAUCUACAGGAAGAGGUGGCUGAGAGAGAAAGGAAAGAAGAAGACCUAAAAAGAAGAACUGGUCGAUCAGAAAGUGAGCUGGAAGCACUUAAAGCUCUUCUUAGACAAACAGAGGAAGAGGUGGUGAUGUUGAAACAAGAAAGGGAGUUAAUGCUGAUUUCUCAUCAGAACAGAACAGAGCAGCUGCAGGAAACAUUAAGACAGAAGAUGCGGAAUGAAGAUAACUGGAGGGAGAAGAUGGAAAUUGAUCUGGCUAAAGGUGAAGCACGACACAAAGAAGCAAUUCUUAAAGUCAAGGAAGAAGCUAGAGCGGAACUAGACAUUGAAAGACAAAAACAGCAAGAACUAAUCACAAAAUAUCAGAGAGAGCACGAAGAGCUCCAGAAGAAGAUACCAGGAUUAAUAUCCAGUGCCACCAAUAGCUUAAGGGUGGAGACAGAAAUUCUUGAAAAGAAGCUACAAGAUGCCCAGAUCAAGCUUGCAGAGAAAGAUGAAGAUAAGGAAAAAGAAAUUCAGAGCCUUAAAAGACUAAUUACUGAACUUGAAUUUCAGCUAGCGAUGGAAAAGAAAAAUAAUGAAUCAGUUCUGGAUAACAUGAGGAAAGAAAUUAAACACAAGUCAGAUGAACUGGAAAAAUUAACCCAGGAGAGGACACAGCUGAUUCACAAUUUGAGUCAAGUUCAAGAGGAGAACACUCUUCUCCAGGAAACAGUGCGCAGAGAGUGCGAGGAACGUUAUGAGCUGACUGCAGCUUUGACUCAGGCCAGGGAACAAGUACUGGAACUAAAAAAGCUCAGUGGAAACUUCCCGUUAUCGCCGUGUUCCCUGACUCAGGGCAGCCUAACCUCCUCUGCUGCCCUGCUCACUGAUUAUGGACAGAAAAGCCGCACGAGCCCCAGCGCUGGGAAGGAAAUCAAUCUCUCUGGACAGUUUAGUAUUUCAAGAGCUGCUAAGGUACCCACUUCCAGUAAGCGUAACAGCAGCGGCAGUGUGGGCUUGCCAGCUCUAACCCCACUGCAUCCUCCAAGAGGAAGGGCAGCUUCGCUGAAUGAGCCCAGGAGCAGGAUUGCUGCAGUUAUAAGAAGACAACUGAGUCAGCUCUGACAGCUGACUACGCAUAUACAGCACAUGGGAAACCAUUCCAGUGCAUCAAAUGACCAUCUACUUGUGGAACCCUGGGGCCAGAUCUUAGCCAAUCCAUUUCAUGCAGUUCUACAACUUAGAACUAAGUUAAACUUUUAUAUAUUGUUGGUGCAAUAAUGUUUCUUUGCCCGUUGCGUACCAAUGGAAUUAAAUGCUAUCUACAUUUCAAGAUGAGAAAAGUAAAAAAGAAAAAAUAUUGUCUCCAAGAGGAGCACAUCUUCAGUAGGUGUAAUUAAAAUAAUUGCCAAUUUCAAAUACUGUUCUCCCUAACCACUUUGUUGGAAUUUUCCUAUUCUGUGUGUUCUCCCAUGUAACUUAAUUGCUCGUUUCUGGUGUAAAAAUGCAAUUUGUUCAGUUAGAAUCAAAAUUUUCCCAUUACUUAAUUCAGUAAUGUUAUAUUUGCAAAUAAUUACGCUUAGGUCAGUGAGACUCAUUAGUUAUGGAGUAUAUAUAUCACUCAGCAUGAAAAUGUGGCAAAUCCGUACACUCAGUAGACAAGCCAUUGGCAGGGACAUCGCUUCAUCUGUGUGAGUCUUCAAGCUGUGCUAAUUAACAUGGAGUUGAAGACUUAAUACAUUUUUUCCAAAGGAUUGUUGCCUCUUGAAUUUCAUCAGAAAAGUGUCUUUAUGCGAAGCAUGAUUCUUAGCUUCAAAGUAGACAUGCUGGAGUUCUCUGUAAAAUUGUUACACAGGAGGAUUAGUAUUUUUAUUUUACUGCUUCGUACAUGGGACUGUGGUUUGUUCUGGAGCAUAAAAAGCCCAGACAAU